AUGCUCUACGCCGGCUACUAUAACCUCUCUCGGGCUGACAACUCAGCACCAUCGUCUCGCCGGGUAUCCCAAGAAUCCACCUCCAGCGAGAAGUCGACCUCGUCCUCAUCGUCACAAAAGAUCAAGGCCGGUCUCAAGAAGAUACUGGAAGAACUCCGACCAACGACAGAGCCCCUGACGCCCGCCGGCAUCUAUUCGCCCAUCAUCAAGCAAGAGCAGCUGUCCAGCCGCAAGCAGAGCACUGCCAGCGGCACCUCCUCCCACGUCGAGUUGACGAAAGCAUAA
Messenger RNA from Cladophialophora carrionii CBS 160.54, 285 nucleotides. RefSeq lists its product as uncharacterized. Bases 1 to 285 code for a protein of 94 amino acids. The record is from RefSeq and is a predicted model, not a curated record. Lineage: Eukaryota; Fungi; Ascomycota; Eurotiomycetes; Chaetothyriales; Herpotrichiellaceae. The transcript has a single exon.